Messenger RNA from Schizosaccharomyces japonicus yFS275, 1060 nucleotides. Its product is annotated as ARP2/3 actin-organizing complex subunit Arc4. Gene Ontology annotation, biological process: actin filament polymerization; actin cortical patch organization; Arp2/3 complex-mediated actin nucleation. The record is from RefSeq and is a predicted model, not a curated record. Gene Ontology annotation, cellular component: Arp2/3 protein complex; actin cytoskeleton; actin cortical patch. The transcript is spliced from 4 exons. Lineage: Eukaryota; Fungi; Ascomycota; Schizosaccharomycetes; Schizosaccharomycetales; Schizosaccharomycetaceae. Gene Ontology annotation, molecular function: protein complex scaffold activity; actin filament binding. Bases 98 to 607 code for a protein of 169 amino acids.
GCUUAAUUUCUCCGCGGCGAAUCCACGGUCUUCGGGCUGGUCUGGAGGGGUCGCGUUCAUACGAGCUGCCGUCCACCAACACUUGUUUGCAUCCGAAAUGUCCAAUACAUUAAAACCAUACCUUAGUGCUGUCAGAGCCUCCCUGACAGCUGCGCUCGCUUUGGAACAUUUCUCGUCGCAAAUCAUUGAACGUCAGAGCCUUCCCGAGGUUGAGGUUGCGAAGACUCGUGAAGUAUUGUUAAAACCUUUGGUUAUAUCGAGAAAUGAGCAAGAACAGUGUCUUAUUGAGAGCUCUAUAAACAGUACACGUUUCAGCGUUCGGAUCAAACAGGUUGAUGAGAUUGAACAUAUUUUGGUGCACAAAUUUAUGCAAUUCCUAAUGGGAAGAGCUGAGUCUUUCUUUAUUCUUCGUAGAAAGCCUGUUCCGGGUUAUGACAUUUCAUUCCUUAUUACAAACUACCACACCCAAGACAUGCUGAAGCACAAGCUUGUUGAUUUCAUUAUUGAGUUUAUGCAAGAUGUUGAUGCCGAAAUUAGCGAAAUAAAGCUUUUCUUGAACGGUCGUGCUCGUCUCAUCGCAGAAACGUAUUUAAGCACUUUCCAAUGAAAACAUGAAUGAAAUGUCCCUCCAUAUUUUUACAGAUAUUCAAAGGAAGGGAUUUGUCUGAGAACAUACGAUGACGACCUGUAAUAAUAGUCAAAAAGCCUAUCGUUUUUGCAACACGAGUGUAAUUUCAGCUGCUUCGGUAAACGUGUUGAGUGUGUCUAACGGUAAGCGAAAAGUUUUUAGUGAGAAGUGAUACAAGUAGACUUAAUGGUUUUUCUCGUAUGUGAUUUAGACUUGUGUGACAUUGCCUAGCCUCGGCGAUUGUCCUUACUAUUGCGGAUUAUUGCUGUUAAGUGUUAUGUUCUGUACGUCGUUUUGUGUGCGCUUGUAUUUGUAAAUGAAUAAUACUUGACCGGUUUUGUAGAACAAAAAUGUGACCGGUCAUUGACCGUGUAAAGCCUAACAAAUUCCCUAAAACUUAAUCAGUAGUACGCAAGAAAGCAUCUCUGGGAU